AUGGCAGAAGUCAAGGUGGAUGUGGCCAGCAUAGACUGGCAGAAGCGUUGCCUUUCUCUGGAAACACAGCUUUUCCGCUUCCGCCUUCAGGCCAGCAAGAUAAGGGAGCUGCUGGCUGACAAGAUGCAGGAGCUGGAGCAGAGGCUGCUGGAGGCUGAGCAGAGAGCUGAAAAUGCAGAAACUCAGGUGGGUGUGAUGGAAGAGAAGAUAAAACUGUCCAAUCUGAAGAGCGUGGACUCCACAGGUAGCUUGCAUCAAAAGUACCAAGAAUUGCUGAAAGCCGUGCAAGGCAAAGACGAGCUCAUCAGCCAGCUGCAGGCACAGCUGGAGAAGCAGAAGCAGACAAGAGCUGAAGAAGCCAAAAUUGUUCAAGAAAAAGCUGCAAAGAUCAAGGAAUGGGUGACAGUAAAGUUAGCAGAGCUUGAAAUGGAGAAUCAACACCUGAAGACGUGUAAUCAGCAGCUAGUGGAGCAGGUGGCAGCCCUUCAGGAUGCUCUUGAGGAUCUUCGUAUGACACCUUCAGAGGAGCGGCUAGUCGCUCCUGAGGGAACCCCAGCGGAAGAUCCUGUCUCUUCAGGGCCAGGGACCCAGCCUGUGGAGCAAGACAGUAAUCCCCACACCCAAAUUUUGAAGGAGGCAGUGCCUACACCUUCUCUGGGUACCCUGCAGAGCAAGGACUUUCUGUCAGAAGCCAGAAGUCUCGAGGAUUUAAGUUUCACCAUGGUCCAUCCUGGGGAAAUAGCAGAGGCCAAGACCCUUAAAUCUCAUCUUCAGAGAGAAGACUCUCCCAGUCAGCAGUUCAUGAAGCCCGGCAGCCCCAAACAUGGGUCAGCCUCUUGCAGGGAGGGUCUGGUCACUGCUCAGGGAGGGACAUUCCCUGGGACCAAGAUCUCUGCCAGGGAAGGUGGUCCUGGGAGUAGCCUGACACUGCCAAAGGUGCGGGCUCCCAGCAUUCCCCGGGACAGCUUCCAGGUGGCCAAAAGGCACCAUAGUCAGCCCCAGGUGGGCCCUGGUCAUUUUGACCAUGUGGUAAACAUUGAGAUUGGGGCCCUGUCAGCCCUCCACUCAUCUGGCUUCUCCAAGGCUGAAGCCAGAGCUAAAGUCCGGGAAGAAGCAGAGAAGAUGGAGAUGGAGGAGCUUCCUCCAGCAGGGAAGCAGGAAGAAAGAAAGAGCCUAAAGUCCUGCAGAAGUGAACUGGAGGAAGUGGAACUGGAGAACAAGCCCCCUACACCCCCACUGCACCGGUUUCCAUCCUGGGAAAGCAGGAUCUAUGCGAUGGCCACAUCUGGCAUGCAGCUGUCAGAUGUGUCGUCCCGACGAAGUAAUGCUGCCUGCUGCGCUUUGGGGCCGCCUGCCCUUGCAUUCCCUGGAGCUUUCUCUGGCCUUGUCUACAAGAAUGUCACUGUGCCUGUCUACACAGCACUGAAGGGGAAAGCCACACAGAUCAGCACUGUGCCUUUUGUGGAUGAGUCUUCUGGGUCUGACGACGACUGCGGCUCUCAGGCGAGUUUCCGGAUGUCAGUGCCCUGCUCUGAGUAUAGGAAGACCAGUGGACUAGGCAGCCCCCGGGCCAUCAAGAGAGGGGUCUCCAUGUCCUCGCUGAGCUCCGAGGGUGACUAUGCCAUCCCCCCUGAUGCCUGCUCUCUGGACAGUGACUACUCAGAGCCCGAGCACAAACUCCAGCGUACGUCAUCGUACUCCACCGAUGGGGAGUCACUGGAAAAGUCAGGCUACCUGCUGAAAAUGGGGAGCCGGGUGAAGACAUGGAAGAGGCGCUGGUUUGUCCUGAGACAGGGACAGAUUCUAUACUACAAGUCUCCGAGUGACGUCAUCCGGAAACCUCAAGGUCAAGUAGAUCUGAACUCUCACUGCCAAAUUGUUCGAGGGGAAGAAGCACAGACAUUUCAGCUCAUCUCUGGAAACAAAACCUACUACCUAACAGCAGAGUCCCCCAGCCUCCUGGAAGAAUGGAUCCGUGUCCUACAGAGCCUGCUUAAGGUGCAGGUCACUGGCCCUCCGGCCCUGCAUCAAGGGGGCACUAAGCCUACUGUGAAGGGCUGGCUGACCAAGGUCAAGCAUGGCCACUCCAAGCUGGUCUGGUGUGCCCUUGUUGGGAAAACCUUCUACUACUACCGGAGCCACGAGGACAAGAGACCCCUGGGCUGCCUACCUGUGCAGGAGGCUCACAUAGAGGAAGUAGAUCGAUCCUGUGACUCAGACGAAGACUAUGAAGCUGGAGGAACUGGACGCUUGCUGUCCUCGCACUGCACGCUGGUGAUCCACCCACCAGAGCACAGCCCCACCUACCUCCUCAUAGGCACCAAGCAUGAAAAGGAUACAUGGCUUUACCACCUCACAGUGGCUGCAGGGGGCAGCAGUGCCAAGGUGGGCACCGUCUAUGAGCAGCUCAUUGGGAAACUGAUGGAUGGUGAGGGCAACCCAGACUCCCCGCUCUGGAGGCACCCCAUGCUGUGCUACAGCCAAGAAGGGCUAUGUGCCUCCCUUACCACCCUGCCCUCUGAGGCUCUGCAGACGGAGGCCCUCAAGCUCUUCAAGUCCUGUCAGCUCUUCAUCAAUGUGCCAGUGGAAGCCGCCUCAGUGGACUACCAUGUGUCCCUGGCUCAGACAGCACUGCAGGUCUGCCUCGUUCACCCUGAGCUACAGAGUGAGAUCUACUGCCAGCUCAUGAAGCAGACCAGUUGCCGCCCACCUCAGAAGUACUCUCUUAUGCAGUGCUGGCAGCUCCUGGCUCUGUGUGCCCCACUCUUCCUGCCUCAGCAGCACUUCCUCUGGUAUGUCAAACAGCAGCUUCAGCGCCAUGCAGACCCCAGAAGUGAAACUGGCCAGUAUGCCAUAUACUGCCAGCGAGCCGUGGAGCGAACCCUGCAGACAGGAGAACGGGAGGCCAGGCCAUCACGGAUGGAAGUAGUGUCCAUCUUGCUACGAAACCCCUUCCAUCACUCCUUACCCUUCAGCAUCCCUGUGCACUUUGCCAAUGGGACUUACCAGGUGGUUGGUUUCGAUGGCUCCUCCACAGUUGAUGAGUUCCUGCAGCGGCUGAACCAGGAGACAGGCAUGAGGAAGCCCUCCCAGUCUGGCUUUGCCCUCUUCACAGAUGAUCCUUCUGGCAGGGACCUGGAACACUGUCUUCAAGGGCAUGUCAAGAUCUGUGACGCCAUCUCCAAGUGGGAGCAAACGCUGAAGGAACUGCAUCCUGGAAAGUCUGAGGGUGGGACACGAGUCGUGAAGCUGAUGUACAAGAACAGGCUGUACUUCCGAAGCCAAGUCAAAGGGGAGACAGAGAGAGAGCGUCUGCUGCUUGCCUUCCAAGUCAGUGGAGAAAUCGUGGCAGGAAGAUUUCCAGUCACCAAGGAACUGGCCCUUGAAAUGGCUGCCUUGAUGGCCCAGGUGGAGUAUGGGGACUUGGAGAAGCCUACGCUGCCAGGCCCUGCGAGUACACCUCCUGCCAAAGCUCAGCAUCUCCUCCAGCAGGUCCUUGACAGGUUUUACCCAAGGCGCUAUCGAAACGGAGCACCCCCUGAGCAGCUGAGGCACCUGGCAGACAUGAUGGCCACCAAGUGGGCAGCGCUACAAGGAUGCUCCCCUCCUGAGUGCAUCCGCAUCUACCUGACUGUGGCUCGGAAAUGGCCUCUCUUUGGUGCUAAGCUCUUUGCUGCUCAGCCUGCCCAGCUGUCUUCUAAGGAGAACACUCUGGUGUGGAUUGCUGUGAAUGAGGAUGGUGUCAGCAUCCUGGACCACCGCACUAUGCAGGUGAACAUCACUUAUCCCUACUCUUCAGUGACAACGUUCGGUGGCUGCAGGGAUGACUUCAUGCUUGUGAUUAGAUCCAUUCCAGACCAGAGCUCUGGAAAAACCCAUAUUGACAAGUUGACCUUCCGAAUGCCUGCUCCCAAGAUUACAGAAACUACCUUAAUGAUGGCCAGUUACAUGAACCACUGUUCUGCAACUCUGAACCUACCAGCCAAGCUCCCUGCAGCCCACCAGCCCCGAGACCUGGAUGGACAGUUCUUUGCUUCUGUUUCCUGCACUAAGGGGUCAGCUUUGCUGUGAACGUUUCUUCUCCCCAUACCCUUGCCACCAUUGGUGCCUCUGGGAUUAGAUUUAUGUCCUGGAGCAUACUACUACUGUGAUGGGUCUAAUGGCCCCCUCCUCAAACUCUUGUGAAACGUCUAUUUCAGGGUCUCUUGAAACCUUUGUGUCCUUUAGGUGCCUUAUCUUUCAAGGCCCAGUGUUUUAAGAUUCAGACCCAACAUCAAAACCACUAUUUCUUUUACAAGAAUACUGACUCUGGAUGCUACCUGAUUCCAGAUUGAGACAGGGAUGGCCCACAGUUACCAGGGCAAUGGUACUGUAUUUGGGGCUUCUGCACUGAUACUCAGGGGAGCUCAUCAUUUUAUAUUGUACAUGGUCUUUCCGUGGGGACUUAUACUUGAAGUUUUCUCAACAUCCCUGAAUAAAAUAGGACUAAAAUUCCUAAUUCACCUAAACUCCGGCAAAUGCCUACAAAUCUCUAAAAUUGGACUUCUUUCCCAAAUGGGAAAAACACUGGCCAAGCUGGAGAAAAAAAAAUGACGAGGCAUUUGCCAUGCCCCUCCUGGGGCAGCAGCUCUAGUCUUUUCAGGACACCACAGUAUUCCUGUCAAGAUUAAAGCGUUUUCUCUCACACUGGACUAGCACAGGCAGGGACAGAGCCAGUCUGCACCCUUCCUGUGUCAUUUUAAGGCCUAACAAGGCUCAGUGAAAGCUGUGCUCACUACUGAAGGACGAGGUGGUCAUCUCCCUACUCUCUCAAAGACCAAGCACAUGAAUUUUGCUUGUUGCUGCUCUAAGAGGCCACCAGACACAAGACAGCAGGAACACUAAAGACCCUUCCAUUCUUGGAAGGCCUGAAUUGCUCACCAAGACUCUUUGUAGAUGGCUUCUCAAAAUUAGUUGGAUGCAUAGGGCAUGUAUAUAUCUGCCCUAGUAAUAUGUGGAGAAAGUUUCUUUCAACUUUGCCUUCCUGAGGAUAUUAUAAUCCUUCUCAACUCAAGCCUUCUCAUUGAUUUUGGUGAAGAUGAUCUUUAUUUCUACCUUUCCCCACAAAAAUAAUAAUAAAGUUCAUACUUUGGUUUUCCAACAUAUAAAAAAAUAAGCUUUAUUAUGUAGCUUUAAGGCAGUUUUAUUAUUUUUCAGUAACAUGGACUAGGGAAUAGGAAGAGUAUCAAGAAAUAAGCCUUUAACCCAACAAUGUGUGUGUUGUACACCACAAGAAACUGCAAAAAUUAGUUUGUCGGAAUGCCUCAGCUGCUGUAAUCUUUCAUCCUUUGAACUGACAAGCUGGAGUUUAAAAAGGCACAAGAGUCUGCCCCUUAAAAGAGCUUGACUUGCAAGCCAGGCAGCUUUAUAGCCACUUCUGUUUGCACCCCAACUCCUACCCCAGAUUUGGGGUUCUAAUAGAGACAGGUCUACCUCAAGUCACAUCACUAAAGGCUCCUGGACAGCUCCGUCAAGGCUAGGUGAAAGGCAGAGAAUGCAGUUCUAGGUUUACAUCCCAAGGGCCUUAAAGCCAGUAAGGAUGUAGUCUGUUCUCAGGUUGGUUUUGUUUUGUAAACAGAAUUCCAACUAAUGCAACUGUUUGUACUAGACUUGAAGGUCAAAUUAGCUGCUGCUGCUGCUGCUUCUUCUCCUUCUUCUUUUUUCUUUUUCUUGCUCUCUUUUUGAGACAGGGUUUCACUAGGCAGCCCUAGCUGUCCUGGA
Molecule: messenger RNA, 5760 nt
Organism: Grammomys surdaster
Lineage: Eukaryota; Metazoa; Chordata; Mammalia; Rodentia; Muridae
Gene: Plekhh1
Product: pleckstrin homology, MyTH4 and FERM domain containing H1
Exons: 28
Coding region: 1-4071 (1356 amino acids)
Cellular component (GO): cytoskeleton
Source: RefSeq, a predicted model, not a curated record